Molecule: messenger RNA, 932 nt
Organism: Glycine soja
Lineage: Eukaryota; Viridiplantae; Streptophyta; Magnoliopsida; Fabales; Fabaceae
Product: vacuolar protein sorting-associated protein 55 homolog
Exons: 5
Coding region: 192-605 (137 amino acids)
Biological process (GO): late endosome to vacuole transport via multivesicular body sorting pathway
Cellular component (GO): endosome
Source: RefSeq, a predicted model, not a curated record
UUUGGAGAACAAUUUGAUAAUUAGGUCCUUUGUAUCUGAUAGUUCUGUUGAGUGGCAGAUCCGCGCCGAUGGUGUGACCUCUGGUGGUUACAAAAUACAAAAUCUAAAAUCGAAAUAAAACGUUAUUGGGGCAGAAAUCAAAACCAUAGAUAGAGUUAUUACUCCCUAUAACAUGUGGUGGUGAUUUGAAGAUGGCAGACUUACCAGGGUAUCUUCGUGCCUGUUUGAACACAGGGAAGCUUGCCUCCUUGGCAAUUUUGGUGUCUGGAGGAAUUGUCUUGCAAAUUUUGGCAUGUGCCUUGUAUAAUAACUGGUGGCCGAUGCUGAGUGUGUUAACGUAUGUGCUUCUGCCAAUGCCUUUGCUGUUCUUUGCGGGGUCUGAUGAUUCUAUAUUUUCUGAAUCUGAUAAUAGCUGGGUGAAUUUUACUAAGUUCUUGACUGGAGCCUCAACUGUGGGAGGUAUUGCCAUUCCAAGCAUAUUAAAGCAUGCUGGGGUUAUCGGUUGGGGAGCCUUUGCAAUGGAACUCUCUUCCUACUUUGUGUUUGGAAUGGCCAUAAUAUGUUACCUUUGGAUGAGUGGUGAUGAUGAUUACAGUAUCCUAUGAGAUAAGACUUUAGCCGGGCUUGCUUCGUCAGUGUAAAAAUGGAUUUAUUCCUUUCAUGUGCUAUUGAUUUUUCUUGCUUUUGUGAGCUUUACCACAGCAUAUUUCUUUUCCCGUUUAGAAUACUGGCUACCUCAAGUAAUAGCGUUUAACAACGAAUCAUUGAUGUACCAAUUGUAGAGGAGGUUUCAGCCAAGUAUACGGGAAUUGUAUGUAAUAGACGAUCUUGUGUCUGUUCAGGAAUGAGGCAGCUUUGUUGCGCCUUCUUAUUGUGAUUGUAAGUUUGAUUUUCAUUAAGCUAUUUGAUACCAUUGGUGGAGUUCUUCUGUA